Messenger RNA from Scophthalmus maximus (turbot), 3497 nucleotides. RefSeq names its product mitogen-activated protein kinase 9 (gene mapk9). NCBI's taxonomy places the organism in Eukaryota, Metazoa, Chordata, Actinopteri, Pleuronectiformes, Scophthalmidae. Gene Ontology annotation, molecular function: ATP binding; JUN kinase activity. Gene Ontology annotation, cellular component: cytoplasm; nucleus. The record is from RefSeq and is a predicted model, not a curated record. The transcript is spliced from 12 exons. Gene Ontology annotation, biological process: protein phosphorylation; JNK cascade. Bases 318 to 1580 code for a protein of 420 amino acids.
CAUGACUGUGUGAGCAUGAGUUUAGAGAUGGCAGCGAGGGCCUCAGGAACUCCAAGCUGUCAGCUGCCUCAGUUCUCCACUACACACUCACCAAAGCAUUUACAGCCUGGGCUCCAGCUCCAGCUCCAGCCCGCUGUUACCUUAGUCAGAUGAGCGAACUGGGCAGCGGAAAAAAGCAGCGAUGGAUUGGUUGGCUUUAGACUGUGCUGAAAAUGGAGGCAGGGAUGCCAGGGACUGACUCACUGAGGGUCAUUUGAUGCUGUGGCCAAAAAAAGAAAAAAAAAAGACAGUGCCGGUGGUCCUGACUGACCAGCAGGAUGAGUGAGGCAGAGGGCCAGUUCUACAGCGUUCAGGUGGGGGACUCCACCUUCACUGUUCUCAAACGCUACGAGCAGCUCCGCGCAAUCGGCUCCGGGGCCCAGGGCAUCGUCUGCUCUGCUCUAGAUACAGUCCUUGGUUUACCUGUAGCUGUGAAAAAGCUGUGCCGGCCCUUCCAGAACCAGACCCAUGCUAAGCGCGCCUACAGGGAGCUGGUGCUGCUCAAAUGUGUCAACCACAAAAAUAUCAUCCGUCUGAUCAAUGUGUUCACGCCUCAGAAGUCCCUGGAGGAAUUCCAGGAUCUCUAUCUGGUGAUGGAGCUGAUGGAUGCCAGCCUGUGCCAGGUGAUCCACAUGGACCUGGACCACGAGAGGAUGUCCUACCUGCUCUACCAGAUCCUCUGUGGCAUCAGACACUUACACUCGGCUGGCAUUAUCCAUAGGGACCUCAAGCCCAGUAACAUCGUGGUGAAGUCAGAUUGCACUCUGAAGAUCUUGGACUUUGGCCUGGCACGGACGGCCUGCACCAACUUCAUGAUGACCCCCUAUGUGGUGACCAGAUACUACCGUGCCCCAGAAGUCAUUCUGGGCAUGAAGUAUAAGGAGAACGUGGACAUCUGGUCAGUGGGGUGUAUCAUGGGAGAGAUGGUAAAGGGCAGCGUGAUCUUCCAGGGCACUGACCACAUCGACCAGUGGAAUAAGGUGAUUGAGGUUCUGGGCACGCCCAGUCUGGAGUUUAUGAACCGACUGAUGGAGACUGUGAGGAACUAUGUGAUGAACAAGCCGCAGUAUCCUGGUGUGAGCUUUGCUGAGCUUUUCCCCGACUGGGCCUUUCCUUCUGACUCAGAGCACGACAAACUGAAGACAGGUCAAGCACGGGACCUGCUGUCCAAAAUGCUGGUUAUUGAUCCUGAGAGUCGCAUCUCUGUAGAAGAAGCUCUCAACCACCCCUACAUACAUGUGUGGUACGACCAGGGAGAGGCCGACGCGCCUCCUCCCCAGAUUUCAGAUAAGCAGCUGGAGGAGAGAGAGCACACCAUUGAGCAAUGGAAAGAACUCAUAUAUGAAGAGGUGAUUGACUGGGAAGAGAGGAACAAGAAUGGUCUAAUGAAAGAAGAUUACUCGGACGUGGCGUCGGGUUCGGCCUCCCAGUCGUCCUCGGCCAACGACAUCUCGUCCAUGUCCACGGAGCACACCUUGGCCUCGGACACAGACAGCAGCAGCAUCGACACACUGACGGGACCGCUGGACGAGAGUCAGUGAACACAGUCUGUGGCCACAUAUCUGUCUGCCUGCCUCAGUCCCCACCUCCCAUUUUACAAUAUCCAAACAUAAAUCAACCAUCAACCUUCCUUAAUUCUGUUUACUCCCUCCAUUCCCAUUUUUCUUCUUUCCCCUUUAACCUCAACAAAUAGGUCUAUUUUUCUAUUUUCUUUCCUUGUCUGAUCUGGUGGAACUGAUCAUUAUUUUUUGGGGGGGGGGGCUAGCUGGCUAGAGGUCAAAUUUAUCAAUGGUCUUUUUUGGGUCAAAGGUUAUUCUCUCCCUUCCUUGUGGAUACGGUUCAACUUGAUCAAAUAUAUUGAUGUUUGCACCCAUAAUGAUUUUCAGGUUACAAGGAGAAGUUGGAGAGCUUUGUUUUUAAUACCUCUAUUUUAAUAGUUUUAUUCUGUUGUUUUUUUAGCAUAUAUUAAAUUGAGACCAGAGGUUGUCAUCAAAUUAGUGCAGACACGUGCUGAACAUAGACCACAGCUGCUCUCAUGCAUGUUAUGCCAAUAAGAACAAAAGAUUCCCAUAAGUGGAUCACACUACCCGUCCGAUGUCCAUCUGAAGAUCAAAUCCAAAGUUUGAUCAAUCCUUUAGCUAACUCGCAGUAUUGCAGACCUCCACAGUGGCGUUUCUUUUUUUUACAUUGAUUGGCUUGAGUGAUGUGGAUUUUGUGCUUUUACUCUUGUCAACUAGGGGGAAGUUGUGGUUGCAGUGAUACCGUUUUUAAUUUCCUGAUAUAAUGUACUGUAUGUAAAGACAUCAAGCUCUGACACUCAUAGUGACCGUAGACCCUUUCGUUACAAAUGCAGUAGACACGGUGCGCUUGUUUUGUUAAGAAAUUCAAAAUAUCUGUUGAAAUGUAUAUUGCCAUCAUCCCGGUAUGACAUUAGGUAAUGACUAUCAAUCUGUAUAUCAAAAAUCUGUUGUAGGCCUGUUCAUUUGGGAGAAGCAAAAAGUCACUCAUAGUAUUUAUUUUUGUGUUCUAGCAAAAUGUUGCACACGAUCACAUUGAGGCCCAUGGAAAUUAAGCCUCUUGUCAAAACAUUUCAUUGACAGAUAAAUGCAUGGGCCGCACCUUUUCUAAACCAUUCCAUCAGUACCGGGACAGUAACAAAAUGAGUCAUGAAUCAGACAUCUUGUAGCACGCAGUAAGUCAAACACAAAUAAGGCUGUUUCACUUGCAUGAAGGCAGUUGCCGUGCCGAUGAGAUGCUGUAGUUCUGGUUUAAAUAGACAAAUCCUUUCAGGUCAGUUUUACUUUCACUUACAGUACCUUGAUGUUCUUGGUUCUGAAAUCCUAUUCGAGAGUUGUUUUAUGUUUUUGGUUUUGGUUUGUAAGCCUCUGUGUGUGUAUGCUUUACCAAAUGUACAGCGCAGCUCUCUCCUUCUUUAUAUCCCACGCAGUAAAAGCAAUGUCUAUGGAGGAAGUUGGCCCAGAAACAAAAAGCAGACACGUUGUGGUGUAAAAUGAGGAUGUGACUGUAGAGUCCUGAAUCCUAAUCUGGACCUUGCAACUCAACAUUGAAACCUUAAAGAUGAACCUUGGAAAUGGACUGUGGAGCUGCUUAUUUUUGCAGAACUGAUUGCACAUUGUGAUGGACAUGCAGAAAUAUGACGCCGUGGAGCCACUGAGGACUUGUGCUCUGAGAUUUCCUUUCAAAGACCAUGAUCAUAUUCUUUCAGUCAUGCCUUAAAUGACCCGAGGAGUGGCCAAUUCACUCCCCAACAUCUUAUCAAACAAGGACUGAGCUAUUGAGCGAUCAGAGAGUCUUGUGUGUUUACCACGAUUUCAAAGAACAUCUCACAUUUGGUUCAGUUUGUUUCUCCUUUUAUUUUCAGAGAUGUCCUGUGUGAUUGCAAUGACCAUGAUGUUAUCAAUUGGCCCUUACACAACUAAUAAAGUGGACAUCAGUGA